CCGCAGUAAGUGGUUCCGGUGUUCAAGAAGCAAUCGUUUCUCGGUUUCCCGUUCUGGCCGUCCCUUUCCCUUGUGGAGUCUCGAGCUACUCUAUACUUUAGAAACUGCAGCGGCGCACAGUUAAUUGGUCGGGCGUCGCUUCAAGUUACUUUGUUGACAAAUCCGCACCGUCUCCCGACGCAGACUCCUUGCAAACUCCCCAAAUCCGAGAUAUCGCGCGCCAGUCUGGAUUCGUGUUGGAACACGUGCUAGAGCCAUGGCAGACGUUCCUCUCUUUGUGGUGUCGGACUACGUCUCUUCUGAGAGGCGAAUCACGCCGUCGUGGUCCAUCUCGCAGCUUAAAGCUAAGCUCGAGCCCAUCACUGGGAUACCGCCUUCUUGUCAAAAGAUUUCCCUCAGAACUUCGUCCAACGAGCAGAUCGCGAUAGAGGCCCCGGACGAGGAGUCGGUGUACUUGCAACAGUUCCCUCUCAAGCCAUAUUCCGAGCUACUGAUUGCCGAUACACGGCCCGUCUCAGCGAGGCCCAACUUCUCCAAUACAGCCGAGGUCGAGAAGUACGUGUUGCCAGAGGAGGAGUACGAGAAGAAGACGGAUUCUGUCCUCGCCUGGAAGAAGGCCGAAAAGCUAGGGCGGUUUAACCCCAACGCUCCCAGCCAAGAGCAGGCCAAAAUUGCGGCGAUUGCCCAGGAGAUUGAAGCUCGCGGGAUCGCCGUCGGGAAGCGAUGCAAGGUCGGCGGAGACGACUCCAGGCGAGGGGAGAUCAAGUAUGUGGGUGACGUGAAAGAGAUCCCCGGCGUGGGAGCGUGGGUUGGUAUCCAACUGGAUGAGCCGGUCGGCAAGAACGACGGAAGCAUCGGUGGCACCCGGUACUGGGGCGAAGCAUCGGAACUCAAGCGUGGCGUGUUCGUCCGGCCGGAGCGGGUCGAGGUUGGUGACUUCCCAGUGCUGGACGAUCUUGAGGAUAUGGAAGAGAUCUAGAGGAUGGACGUAGCCCAGUCUCGAAUUUGACUCGGGUGGCGCCGGCGUGCCGACGACGAGUCAGUUGUAUCGCCAGGUUAUCAUGGCACGGGCGCGCGUGCAUAAUCGAUAUGGUAGGAGCCCCCUGUCCAACUCUGUGAUUGUGCUGUAUUGGAGCCUUUGUGUCAAGUCAACCCUACCAGUUCGAG
Thermothelomyces thermophilus ATCC 42464 is the source of this 1167-nucleotide messenger RNA. RefSeq lists its product as uncharacterized. NCBI's taxonomy places the organism in Eukaryota, Fungi, Ascomycota, Sordariomycetes, Sordariales, Chaetomiaceae. The transcript has 2 exons. Gene Ontology annotation, biological process: post-chaperonin tubulin folding pathway; cytoplasmic microtubule organization; tubulin complex assembly. Gene Ontology annotation, molecular function: alpha-tubulin binding; microtubule plus-end binding. The record is from RefSeq and is a predicted model, not a curated record. The coding region runs from base 257 to 979 and encodes 240 amino acids. Gene Ontology annotation, cellular component: microtubule plus-end; nucleus; cytoplasm.